Molecule: messenger RNA, 2384 nt
Organism: Eublepharis macularius
Lineage: Eukaryota; Metazoa; Chordata; Lepidosauria; Squamata; Eublepharidae
Product: twisted gastrulation protein homolog 1-B-like
Exons: 5
Coding region: 155-805 (216 amino acids)
Biological process (GO): regulation of BMP signaling pathway
Source: RefSeq, a predicted model, not a curated record
CUCCAGAAAUCCCUUCUCUCCUCCUCUCUGCUUAGAUCCCUCCUUUUCCUACCAGAAACCCAGAGGGGGGCCACUGUGCUCCGGCGCCCCCCCCCCUUCCAGCAGUUCUGCAACACCCUUUGCCAGCUGGGUCUGCCCCCCCUCAACCGCAGUAAUGCCUUGCAGCGUAACCUUGCUCUUGGUGGCAGCAACGUGGGCUGUGGCGUCCCCUGCCGAUGGAUGCAAUAAGGCGCUUUGUGCUAGCGACGUCAGUAAGUGCCUGUUGCAGGAAGUGUGCCAGUGUGAAGCGAACCACGCUGGCUGUCCGUGCUGUCAGGAGUGUGCCUUUUGCCUGGGGAAUUUGUGGGAGUCCUGCUGCGACUGUGUGGGGCUCUGUGAUGAACGUCCUGCAUCAGCCCCCCGUUCUGCCCAACGAAGCUCCAUGCACAACCUGAUGUCCCCCGUCCCCUCGCUCUUUCGGGCACUCAUGGCCAUCUCCGACAAUGACCCCCCUGUGGGAUGGAGCGUCCUGACCCUGCCAGUGGAAGAGGAACUGCGGCAGAACCACGCAGACACGAGCCACCUGUUGCUGGGGCCGCACACAGGAUUGGCCCCUAUAGACACCAAGGGCCUCAAUGUGACGACGCCACCCUGCCAGGCCAUCUUCUUCAAUGAGUGCCUGUCCAUGAGCCGAUGCCGUGCGGCCUGCCAGUCGGUUGGGGCCUGGCGUUACCGCUGGUUCCACAAUGCCUGCUGCCAGUGCUUGGGGCCGGACUGCCGGGGCUACGGAGGAGCUCGAGCGCAGUGUUCCAACUGCCGGGAAUAAACCUGGGGGAUCCCCCCCAACCCCCCCCCACACACACAUGCUGUCUGCACAGGUUGACCUUUUCCUCUCGGUCCCCGUCUAGCACAACUCUUCUCUCUCUGUGCUCCUUCCUCAUUUUAACCCGUUAUUCAGUCUCUCUAUACACGACAUCUGACCCUUGAAGAACACGUCGAGAGAUGCAAUAUUAACUGGGAAGGGUAGUUUAAAAAGACAGAGCUGGCGGCAGGACAAAGGCUUUGCUAUACACUGGAGCUGUAUGAAGGGCCUGUGAAUUGCCAGACGGGAAACUUCAGCCCGUUAUAACUUCUCCAGGGCCAAGCCUGGCUCUCUGGAAGGCAGCUCCAGCCCAUUUCCAUUCCUUGCUGCCCUCUAGUUGAGAUCCCACUAGAGAGGUGAAUUUGACAGAGCCUUCAGGGAGAUGAAGAGGAAAUUAACAAACCCUCUGAGGAGUGAUCUCUGCUGGCUCUGUCUUUUUAAACUAUGCUUCCUGGCUAACACUGCAUCUCCCUACACUUGACGAACACGAGCCGAGGUGUCUUGUGUAGAAAGACUCUGAGUGAGUGAAAGAGUCUUUGUCAAUCCCUUUGGUCACACAAGCAUCACUUCAUCUCUUUCCCUUGCAUUGAUUCAUAAACUACAGCUGUGGCUACCCACAUCUUCCCUCUUCCCUUGAUCACUCCACUAUUAUUUGCCCCUUCUUUUGUCUUUAGUUCAGCAAGAGCCUUUUGCUGCUCUGCACUGGGAAAAGAGAAAGCAUCCAACGGCUGCCCCUUGCCAAGAACUGUCCUGGACAGCCACCUACAGCUGCCCGGCAUCUCCUUUCCCAGAUAUUCCCUGUGCUUUCCUAUCGUCCCCAGACCCAUCGCUUGGACCUACACACCAACUUUGUAGCAAUCAUUUUUCCUGUAGUACUUGCAUUUCUAUACCCUAUUGCAUUGUUCAUUGAAAAGUCCUUGAAACUGACUGCGCUAACUCACACUGUAUAAUCUGCCUUGAGUCUCAGAGAGAAAGGCAAACUACAGAUAACAUAAUUAAAUAAAUAAAAUCUUUUUACUGAUUUGCGGAAAGGAGUUGUGGAUUGGGGUAGAAAGGAACUGCUGUUCCCAUGCCUGCGUAAAAUACUACAGCUGUGUCUAAAAGUAUGGAGGGCGGGUGUGUGUGUGGGGUGGGGGUGGGGGUAAAGAUGCUUUUGAAUAACUGAAUCUUGUGGCUUGUAAAAGACUAACACGAUUGUCUUUUAGCGUAAGCUUUCCCAGACCAGAUGUGUAUGACUCUAACAAAGCAGACUGUAGCCCAAGACAGAAGGGAGGAACCAUGGCUCAGUGGUAGAGCAUCUGCCUGGUAUGCAGGCAGGAGGUUGUGGGUUCAAGUCCAGACAUCUCCAGUUAAAGGCAGUGUUUUGAAAAGCCUCUUUACCCUAGAUCCUGGAGAGCUAUUGCCAGUACACAAUACUGACCUCGAUGGACUAAGGGUCUAAUUCAGACUUGUGUAGACAAUAUUAACCUUGAUUGAGGGUUGCUUCAGUUUAAGACAUGUUUCAUGUGACAGCUGAUAGUAGAAUAAAGGCCUGUUCAUUUGU